Amoebophrya sp. A120 is the source of this 2508-nucleotide messenger RNA. The record is from the annotation of a GenBank genome assembly. Lineage: Eukaryota; Dinophyceae; Syndiniales; Amoebophryaceae.
CUUAAAAAUAAUUAUAGAAUAAAAAGCGCAAGUAAGCCAAAGCCUAAAAUAAAUAUUCCUACCCUGGAGUAACUUUGGCGCAGUUUUUUUUACUUUUAUUGAAAUGAGUUUGGGCAUAUUUGUAUUUCUUACUUUUAAAUUUAUCGGACACGGAAGCAGGGCAUUGGAAAAAAACAGUGUCUGAACGGCAACGAGCCUGGUGCGGAAAUGGAAAAGCAGUUUUAUUUUUAUUUAUAAUUAUCUCUUUAUAAAUGUGGGGACAAAAGAGGGGCGACGAGGAUGAAGCGAGGCCAGCUUUUUUCUGCGGCUUAGAUGGAUGCAAUGGGUAAAGUAAUUUGGCAGGUUGCCUUUCUCGGUGAGCGUGCUCCUCAGGCAUGUUGCUCUGUGUCUGGUUUUAUUUUUGCGCAGUAGCGAUGCGCAUGCGCCAUGACGCCACAGCCCCUGCAUGAGCUUCGCUCUUGCAGCGCUUCCAUGUCUUCGAAAAACGAGCGUCGCCAGCGGUAGCGACCGCUUUUAUAUGAAAACAUAAACGCCCGAGCUUAACGCGUCGGCCUAGAGGCUGAGGAUCCUGGUUGGCUAUCGAAUAUAUACCCGCGCCGUGCCGCCGUGGAUAUAACUAUAAGCACAGGGGCCGCAUAUUUGCUAAAAUGACUCCCCCCGAUUUGGUUUCCGAAACGAAGUGGCUCCGUUGGACACUAAAAGUGCGCACGCCGCGGGCGCGCUGGCGAACAAGAAAAACCAAGCGGCCACCAAUUCUGCGACAGAGCUCGCUGCCUCUUACUGCGUUUGUUCCAGUCUACACACAGCAGGCUGGGGGUUGGCUCUAUUGUUUGCUUGUUUGCGUUUGGGUGAAACCGACGCGACUCAGUGGACAAAGAACGGACGCAAAUCUUCAGGAGACAAAAAUGGAAGCCCUGCAAGUUCUUCCGAUCGCAUUGAUUUCUAAAGAGCUUCGCGCUCGGGCCUAGUGGAGAACUAUGCGCCAAAGUUGGCGCGUCUGAUGCCGAAAAGAACAAAAGUCGAAAGCAAGCCGGCGAGGCUUUCUAGAGUUUCGGGGGGCCUUCUGCUACUCAGUCCAUUGUAGGUUUUGCGAGAAAUAAGUGGCAAAAACUGCAGCUCUGCGAGUCGGGGCUCCUUCAUCCUGUAGAAGAUAAGUCUUCAGACGGUUUGGACCGCGUCAAUUGAAUAGCAGCGGCUCUGUGUUGGUCAUGAAAAUGAACCCCGCCCACAGGCAUGCAACGCGAUCGCCGGAGAUGACGGCCGCGGGCGCCGUUCUAAAAUGGCACAAGACGGCGACGCGCGCAACAAUGUCAAAGUGGCGCGCAGGCGCCGCCCAUUUGUUAGGUCCCCCAUGGCACUCCCUGAGGUGAUUCACAUCCCCGGGCUUAUGCGCACGGCGGCCGGUCUUAAGAAAAAGGAUGCCAUCCAGUAGCCGCCGGCUGGACAGGGUUCGCGCCGAGUGUCUCCGGUUGGCAGUAAGCAAUUGGCGCAAAGCUCCCAAAAUUGAAGCCAACGGCACCGGAGUGCUCAGAAAUGACAGGGCGCAGAUCCGAGCAGGGCCCUGCUAGGGUAUUCCCUGUGCGGGUAGUCGAACCGUACCCCUGGGGGGGCAUUGCGUUGGCGGUGCCAGUUUGUCGGGGCCACGCGAACGCGCGUGGUGGAGGAAGUGCCAGCGGUCAACGGUCCAGCAUUGGAUAGGAUUGAAUCGCAUUCGACCCACCGGGGCCGCAGCCUAAUGGAGACGCCACUGCCGUGAUUCACCUGAGAAGAACGCCCCACGAAUAGGAAACUCGCGCCAUCGACGUGGGGUCGUAAGCGAAUUCAGGUUGAUGGGAUUCAUGAAGGAGGUGCCCUGAUUGCUGGGCAUCUCAGGCUUGGGGCACAUGCCUGCCUGCAUUGAGGGCAGAUUCCCAGCAAGGUGCCCACUGGGGCGCGGCGUGUUUUGCGUGUGCGAGUGCUCCCGAGGGCGCGCGGAAUGAGUGCUCUGAUGUUGCAAAUAAAUAGACGAAGCCGAAACGUUGCCACACUUCACAAACGACCAAAGACACCACCAGAACAGGCGAGCGCAAUAAAUUCAAACCCAAGCAGGGCGGAGCCGCCGUGUGAUCUAUCGCGAAGUGAAGACAUUGCAACUUCAAGGCUGUAGAUACUCUCUACCAAGCCAAAAACUUGGCAAAGACAGAGACUAUUUUGGAUUUCCGCCCCACAUGCACUUUUCAAGAAAUUCUUUACUUAAAGACUUUUCAAGAAAUUCUUUACUUAAAGCGAUCUACCACCCCAAAUUCUUUACUUAAAGACAGAGCUAUCUACCGCCCCACAUGCACUUUUCAAGAAAUUCUUUACUUAAAGCGAUAGGCUGUGCACUAACGUCCAAUAGCAAACACAUUGUAACGCGAGGCUAUAGAACUCAACUCAUAAAGAUCUGCGACGAAUGAGACAUACGAUGAAAGAGAGAUGAUAGAAAUGGAAUUGGAAAGAUGAAAUGACAGACAGACUGACAUGAGGGAG